This is a messenger RNA of Zootermopsis nevadensis, 979 nucleotides long. Lineage: Eukaryota; Metazoa; Arthropoda; Insecta; Blattodea; Termopsidae. The record is from RefSeq and is a predicted model, not a curated record.
GCUCCAUGGGCCUGUCCAUGCCGUACCCGGCGUCGUCCGGUUCCUACAUGCUGCCCGACCCGGGGUUCGCCUCCACGUCGACUCAGAUUUCUGAGCACCACCACUCCACGGCGCUGUAUUCGCAUCACCACCAGGCCGCCAUGCUCCAGGGGGCCAUGGGAGGGCCCACGGGGGAGGCGCGCGCCCCCAGCACAUCCAGCUACACGGCCAUCGGCGCCAGCUCAUACCCUCCCCAGAUAUCGGCCACCAGUGGGCACCAUCUCAACCAGUCACCCCCGCCAUCUAGUGGUAGCAGUAUGAACUACCAGGCCUCGCAUCAACUGCCCCCUGGCCCCGCCAGCCUAACCUUAAUGGGAGCCGUGGCCCCCAGUACCACAGAUCUCAGCGUAGUUCCACCUCACGAUUGUUUUGCAUGUUCGCCAGGCGACGCUGACCAGGCGGUCCCUCCGACACCCGACAUGAGCCCCAGCACCGCGUGGGCCCCCAUGACCUCCGCCCCGUCGUCUGCUCAGCCCCACCAGCACCAGCACCACCGCAACAUGGCCACGCCACCCCCCACCAAUCUCAUGAACUCUAACCAUACGAGUGUGGCUGCUGGGAUAACGAGCUUUGGCCACCAACCUGGGUUCAUGCCCCAGAGCAGGCCCCACCACCACCACCACCACCAGCCCUUCUACUCCUGGUACUAGGCACAACGAGCUCUGUUAGACUGCGCAAAUAGUGGCUCCGUUUGAGACGCAGGCAAAGACAAUACUUGAUUCUGUAAAUUGGACGCCAUCCACUGUCUGUAGUAUAUUUCAUACGCACGACAAUUUGACAGCUGGCACUACUCUCUCUCUCUCUCUCCUCCUCGCACUGACUGGAAAACACGUUACGACAUUACGAAGAGACAAAGGGACGGACAGACAGACUACACACAACAUGAAUAAUCAGUAUUAAAUUAAUUAUUCGGUAUUGUCCGUCUAAAAACAAUUAUAUU